This is a messenger RNA of Brachypodium distachyon (stiff brome), 2776 nucleotides long. RefSeq names its product UDP-N-acetylmuramoyl-L-alanyl-D-glutamate--2,6-diaminopimelate ligase MurE homolog, chloroplastic. The coding region runs from base 132 to 2399 and encodes 755 amino acids. Gene Ontology annotation, molecular function: ATP binding; acid-amino acid ligase activity. The record is from RefSeq and is a predicted model, not a curated record. Gene Ontology annotation, biological process: biosynthetic process; cell division; regulation of cell shape. Gene Ontology annotation, cellular component: cytoplasm. Lineage: Eukaryota; Viridiplantae; Streptophyta; Magnoliopsida; Poales; Poaceae. The transcript has 5 exons.
AUGUAUUUCGAAAAACAGCCCACGAGUCCGGCCCAAAGCAACACCGCACCUCAUCCCCUUCCUCCCCAAUCCAAAACCUCCCCACCUUCCCGGCGUCGGCAACGCUAACCCCCAGCUCCAGCUCGUCUCCCAUGGCCACGGCGCCGCAUCUCGCCUUCCACCUCCCAUUCCCUUUCCUCUCAACCUCCCGCCCGCCGCCCAGGAUUCUAGCCCCUCCGCGCUGGGGGCCUCUCCGCUUAGCUGCGGCAGCGCGCCGCUUCCGGCCGCCCACCUCCGACGACGAGCCCCCCGAGGCCGCGGAGGACUCUUCCCACGGACUUAACCGAUACGACCAGCUCGCGCGCCACGUGGAGCGGGCGCGGAGGCGGCAGCAAUCCGAGCAGCCGGAGGUCACAGCCGACCACCCGCUCUUCUCGUCCCCUCCCUCGGCCACCACCAGUGGGAGCUACGACCCUGACGACGAGUUCUUCGACGAAAUCGACCGCGCUAUUGCCGAGAAGCGGGAGGAGUUCACGCGGCGCGGCCUCAUCAAGCCGACCCCGCCCCCUCCGCCGCCCGAGCUGGACGGGCCCGCCGACGAGCUCUCCCCCGAGGAGGCCAUCGACCUCGACGAGAUUCGGAGGCUGCAGGGACUCAGUGUAGCGUCCACGGCGGACGAGGAUGACGAGGAGGCAGAGGGGGUCGAGGAGGAGGACGGCGACGAGGGCUUGCCGCUCCACGACGACGACGCGGAAGGCUUUGAUGUGGCUGACGAGCUUGGACUCGACGGGGCGAGAAUGCGGCAGCCGGCCUUCCGGAUGACGUUGGCCGAGCUCCUGGACGAGAGCAAGCUUGUUCCGGUGGCGGUGACGGGCGACCAGGACGUCGCGCUCGCAGGGGUGCAGAGCGACGCCAGCCUCGUGGCGGCGGGGGACCUCUUCGUGUGCGUGGGAGAGAACGGGCUUGCUGGACUCACUGAGGCUGACAAGCGAGGAGCUGUGGCCGUCGUGGCCGACCAGGCUGUCGACAUCGAGGGCACCUUGGCCUGUCGUGCAUUGGUCAUUGUUGAUGACAUUGCAGUCGCUCUCCGUGUGCUCCCUGCCUGCCUGUACAGGCGGCCCUCAAAGGACAUGGCUGUUAUCGGCAUAACUGGCACAGACGGCGUCAUCACCACAUCUCACCUUGUCAAAGCAAUGUAUGAGGCCAUGGGUGUCAGGACUGGCAUGGUAGGUGUUCUUGGGGCUUAUGCCUUCGGCAGCAACAAACUGGACGCGCAACCUGAUGCAUCUGGUGACUCAAUAGCUGUGCAGAAGCUGAUGGCAACGAUGUUGCAUAAUGGUGCUGAAGCAGCUGUGUUGGAGACGACCACUGAUGGGAUGCCACCAUCAGGUGUGGACAGUGAGAUAGAUUACGAUAUCGCCGUGCUGACAAAUGUUAGGCACGCCGAUUGGGAGGCUGGCAUGACAUACGAGGAGUAUAUGAGCAGCAUGGCCUCUCUAUUUUCCAGAAUGGUGGACCCUGAGCGCCACCGGAAGGUGGUGAACAUUGACGAUCCAAGCGCACCAUUCUUUGCUGCCCAAGGGGGGCAUGAUGUCCCUGUGGUGACAUAUUCAUUUGAAAACAAGAAGGCUGAUGUGCACACUCUCAAGUACCAGCUUUCCCUGUUUGAGACGGAGGUUCUGGUACAGACGCCGGAUGGAAUCCUCGAAAUCUCCUCUGGGCUGCUUGGGAGGGACAACAUCUACAACAUCCUUGCAACUGUGGCAGUUGGUGUUGCAGUGGGUGCACCGUUGGAGGACAUAGUAAAGGGUAUCGAAGAGGUGGAUGCAAUCCCAGGCCGGUGUGAGCUAAUUGAUGAGGAGCAAGCAUUUGGGGUGAUCAUUGAUCAUGCGAGGACACCGGAAGCUCUGUCCAGGCUUCUUGAUUGUGUAAAGGAACUAGGCCCGCGCCGUAUUGUCACAGUUGUUGGAUGUUGCGGUGAGAAAGAAAGAGGGAAGAGGCCGGUGAUGACAAAGAUUGCCGCCGAGAAAAGUGAUGUUGUUAUGUUGACGUCCGACAAUCCAGCAAGUGAAGAUCCUUUGGACAUCCUGGACGACAUGUUGUCUGGCGUAGGGUGGACCAUGGAAGAAUACUUGAAGUAUGGUGCCAAUGAUUAUUACCCGCCCCUACCAAAUGGUCACAGACUCUUUCUACAUGAUAUUAGAAGAGUUGCAGUGAGAGCUGCUGUUGCAAUGGGCGAACAAGGCGAUGUUGUUGUUGUCACUGGAAAGGGGAAUGAUACUUAUCAGUUGGAAGGCGAUAAAAAGGAAUUCUUUGAUGACAGGGAAGAGUGCCGAGAAGCACUGCAAUAUGUUGAUCAGUUGCAUCGAUCUGGUAUAGAUACCUCGGAGUUUCCAUGGCGGUUACCAGAAAGCCACUGAAGUCUGAUCUACCCAAGUAAGACGAGGUUCUUUUCACAGUCAUGGUGCAGGACUGGGCUCCCAAUUUUGCUAUCAUGAGCUUCUUAAAGAUGGGCUAGCCGAUGGAGUCUCGGAAAUACAUUUGAUCCAGGUGUUCUGACUGUUGUUAACUGCUAACAAACUACUAGCUUAUGAUUAUUAGUGAUGAUUACUGGAAAGUAGAUAAGUAGAUGGCCCUGGAAUUUUGUGAGUGGAAAAAACAAUUUUCAAAUGUCAAAAGAAAUAGACAUAUAAGUUGGAGUUAUUUGUGUGGCUUGUAAAAUUUUGUGAAAAAAGAUGAGGUCUACGUUCUGUAAAAUUUUGUGGAAAAAGAUGAGGCCCACGUCUUCACCAGAAUA